AUGGCAAGCGAUGGAGAAUUAAACAAGAGCAUUCAGCGCAUCCUAUGGAGCUAUUUAGGUGAGAGCUUAAAGGUGAAGUUCCUGGGCGUAUCAUCUUCAGAGAUUGUGUACCCAAGAGCAAAACAUUGCUGCUUGUUUAGGGAGAUAGACACUCGCAAUGACCCUGCUACUCAUAAUGAUAAGCAUGACAAAAUGUUUCACUUUUGGGUAAAUACAUUCUUCAUAGGACUGGAUGAAAAUUCAGACAAAGUAGAAAAUGGAAGUCUAGUUGCAGAUCAGGAACUUGAUGGUAUUUUCAGUACAGAGCGCUCAGAUAAUGAUAAGGAAUAUUUAAUCCUUACAUUAACAAAAAACGAUCUAGACAAAGCAAAUAAAGACAAAGCCAACAGAUAUUUCUCUCCAAACUUCAAGGUGAAGCUAUUUUUCACAAAAACAGUAGAAGAGCCAUCAAAUCCAGAGGCUAGCAGUUCAACUUCUGUAACACCAGAUGUUAGUGACAAUGAACCUGAUCAUUAUAGAUAUUCUGACACCACUGACUCUGAUCCAGAGAAUGAACCUUUUGAUGAAGAUCAGCAUACACAGAUUACAAAAGUCUGAAUAUUUUUUUUAUCGGAGAGGAAAAAAAAAACACACACACAAAAAAAAACAACCACGAAGAGUGACAAACUUGAAUAAACUGAAAAAAGGACCUUUUUAAAUGGCAAAAGGACAUAGUGUCAAUUACCAAUUAUAGGAACAAUUCUUUCCUGACCAAUCUUGUUUUGCCCUAUAAAUCUACAGGGUUUGACACUUGUCCACUCGGGGGGCGGGGGGAAAGGUUACGUAGUUCUGAUAUGUAUAUACAUUUUUGUGUCAAAGGACAUUAAAACUUCAAUUAGGAAUUAUAAACAUGGCACUUUCCCAUUUUAUUCCAGUUUUAUAAAAGUGGAGACAGACCUAAUGUGUACACGUAGGAAUUUUUCCUUUUGUGUUCUGUCACCAAACGAAGUUCCGAAAAUAUACAGGUUCACAUCCUGCCCCUUUUUUUGCACUUGUGUGGCAACAGAAAAGUCUGCAGUUGGCUAAGAGAUGUUACUAGAAGGUUUUACUACAUUCUAAUGCAUGUAUUUUGGAUGGGGGAUGGAAAGUAAUGCUCAGAAAGGAAUAUAGUCUGCUGGAGCUUGGCCUGUGUACCAUAUCCGGCUAUUUACAUCCACCUUUCUUUAGCAUGCUACCGUAAUUCAUCCUGGACAAUUGAAGAGUCGCCGCUGUCACUGCUUGUUGUUUGUGCAUUUUAUUUUUUUUUAAGUGUAAUGGUGCUAGAAAAGGCAGCUAGAGGGAGUGAUUCUGUAUAGGGGUGCAGGAAUGAACCUUCGCAACAUCCUAAAGACCCAGAAAUGAAGGGAGAAAAAUUAUUGGGGUCACAGAAAGGAAACACAGCAACAAUGACUUAACCAUACAAAUGUGGAGGCUAUCAACUAAAAUAUGGGCUUGAAACAAAUUGUAACAAAAUUUGACAAUGAUUUAUUGUUUUUUUGCUGAAUUGUAAUGGCUGCUCCAUCUCCUGUGUAAUCAAGGCCAGUGCUAAGUCAGAUGCUAUUAGUGCAUACAUCAGUCAACAUCUUACAUUUGUAUUAUUAGUUUUUC
Cariama cristata (Red-legged seriema) is the source of this 1626-nucleotide messenger RNA. Its product is annotated as phosphatidylinositol 3,4,5-trisphosphate 3-phosphatase and dual-specificity protein phosphatase PTEN-like. Gene Ontology annotation, molecular function: phosphatidylinositol-3,4,5-trisphosphate 3-phosphatase activity; protein tyrosine phosphatase activity. The transcript has 3 exons. The record is from RefSeq and is a predicted model, not a curated record. Bases 1 to 597 code for a protein of 198 amino acids. Lineage: Eukaryota; Metazoa; Chordata; Aves; Cariamiformes; Cariamidae. Gene Ontology annotation, cellular component: nucleus; cell projection; cytosol. Gene Ontology annotation, biological process: cell motility; negative regulation of cell population proliferation; phosphatidylinositol dephosphorylation.